GCUUUCUCCAUCAAACCUUCAUACAAUUUUUUUCCUCUCCCACACGUCAAAACCUUCACAGCUUCCACAGACACAAAACCUUAACAAUGAAGAGAGAAAGAUCAGGAGAAGUGCAAUACGACGGAGAGGUCAUCGACCACGAGUCCAUGGACGACAUGGCCAAGUGCCUCAUGCUGCUCUCUAAGGUCGGCUCGAACGACACCAAGCUGCAGGGGCCCCCGCGACGAGUCUUCACUUGCAAGACGUGUAACCGGGAGUUCCCCUCGUUCCAGGCCCUGGGUGGACACAGGGCGAGCCACAAGAAGCCGAGAAUGCUCACUGACCCAGCCCUCCACAGCGAGGGGGCCGAGGUGGCGUCGAAGCCCAAGACCCACGAGUGCUCGAUAUGCGGGCUCGAGUUCCCGAUAGGGCAGGCCCUAGGCGGGCACAUGAGGAGGCACAGGGGAGAGCUGGCGGCAGCCGCUCCAGCAGCAGCCCCGCCUUCGCAGAGAGUGCCGGUGUUGAAGAAGUCGGCGAGCAGCAAGAGGGUGACGACGUGGUGCUUGGACUUGAACUUGUCCCCUCUGGAGAACGAUCUGAGGAUGAUCCUGCUGGGCAAGGCGGCGCCUCCAAUUAAUUUCGUAGUUUAGACUCUCUCUUUUUUUUCUUUUUUUUCCCCAUUCGGUAGUUUUAUUUUGUAGAUUCUGGAGCACAUAAUCUUUUUGUCUAGGGUAGAGCAAAUUCAUUUUUUGGUGGGUUAGUACGUAACACAGCAUUUCUUUUUUAUUUGUUCAUCAUUCAUGUGUAUAUAAUAUUUUGGGUCGGUGUAAUCCUUUACUCUUAGAUGGAUUUGUUUCCUAGCAAAAAAAAAGAUGGAUUUGUUGCUUUAUAAAUUUGAUUUUUCUUGCUUUGAAUA
Messenger RNA from Punica granatum (pomegranate), 895 nucleotides. The record is from RefSeq and is a predicted model, not a curated record. Lineage: Eukaryota; Viridiplantae; Streptophyta; Magnoliopsida; Myrtales; Lythraceae.